This is a messenger RNA of Schistosoma turkestanicum, 3862 nucleotides long. The record is from the annotation of a GenBank genome assembly. NCBI's taxonomy places the organism in Eukaryota, Metazoa, Platyhelminthes, Trematoda, Strigeidida, Schistosomatidae.
AAGAAUAACGCCUCAGUGGCUGGUAUCAGUCUUUGGGCACUAGAUUUUGAUAUCAACUGGAUCUAAACUAUCCUCAAAUAUUCUUUACUUACACAACCUUUCGGAAAACUAAAUAUCUGUAAAUUACGUUACACCUUACUACUUAAUACAGUCUAUCUUAAGCUUAUAGUAUGAAUACGUUUAAACUAGCGAAUACCGCAUUGUUACUUUUUGAUUGUUUCUCGGCUGGAACCUUUUUCAUGCUUUUAAUAUACCUCUCUUACAGACUUUGUACUCCUUUACUUAAUUUAUGGUCAUUAAAUUAUCACGUAGAUAUGGUAAUCUGUCAGAGUCCUGCCUUUAUUACUUUCCUUGUGAUAUUUGUGUACUUCAUUGAUGUUUUGACAUGUAAAAUAAACGAUCAACCACUGGUUGAUUCAUUAGGGAAUCAAAGGAGGUCAAAUGUUCUAUUAUAUAUGCUUGUCCUUUCUACUUUCGUUCUAUGCUCAUUAUAUGCAGUUGUAUUUGUACCGAAUACCAGUUUUGCUGUAUUUCUACUCUCCACCUCAGUCUUCUUGUUAUUUUCGGACUUGUCUGUGUUUUUUAUUGUACUAGAGGUAAGAUGUCCAUUUCCGAUUUCUAUCACUUUAUUUAUAGUACUAUUUAUUGAAAACGGAAUCGGCAAAUUAUCAGCAUGCUGAACGCCAGUGUUUGCUCAGUCAUUUAUUUGCAAAUCACUCAUUUAUUGAUCAUAUGUUUAGCAUGUUUCUGAAAACUUCCUUGUUCAGCGUCAGUAUCACUUCAAAGUAUUCAUACCUGGAAAGCAUUUUUAAGUUUACUUUAGCGGAGCAGAUUUUAUACAUUAUAGCGGUAUUUGUUUUCGUGCCAUCAUUUAUGAGAAUAUUCGUGUCCUAUACGAAAAGAAUUUACGGUGAUCAACAGAAGCGCCUAAUCUUAAAUAAGAGAGUAUCCAGUUCGACACGAAUACGUAGCCAUUCGUACUCAUCCGGCCACUCUUAUGUGGGGCAUCGACGUGUGAAUAUGUGUAACCUUGCUAGUUUUGAUAUCAACCUGAAAUUUCCGAAUAAGCGUUGGUCUACUACUUUUGUGAUAUUUUUUAGUUUGAUAAUACUUCAUCUAAACAGUCGAUAUUCUGAGCAGAUAAGUUUUUUCAAGCGCAAUUCAAGUGAAAAUGAAAUUCCUCCUGCCUUAUAUUAUGUUACUGUUUAUGAAAUCACUAGUAUCUUCCGUUUAAUAUGCGGUAUUUUCCAUUCUAAUAAUGUCAAUUUAAUGGUCUACUUAUUCCUUGGAUUACUAUUAUUUAAGCGUAUCAGAUUGAACAAACUUAAUAACUCGCAACUGCAUAACCUCAAUAUCCCUGUAAUAAAAGAGACCUUAAUUAGUGACCAAGUAAAGCAGUCUAUAAUGUUACCAAAAUGCUCAGACAAGUUAGAUAAUGUUCCUCUUCAAUCAAGAAGACGGAUCUACUGUUUACAUAAGGACAACGAUCAUAUUGCUGAAAACAAUUGCUCGUCUGUUUCUACUACUUCUAAUACAUAUAAGAAUAGCAACGAAUCCCCAUCCAAUGUAUUGGAUUUGGAUUUAUUGAUUGAAAAGAUUAAACAGGGUUUGGGUCAUGAACUGUCGGAUAUAGAGAUUUUACGAUUAACAUCGCAUGGUAUACUUAAAACUCGUGAGUUAGAAUCAAUUGCUCGCAAUCCGUUUCGGGCUGUCGAACUACGCCGCCUGGAUUUGUCAACAUUUCUCAAUAAUCCCCAUAUUAUUGAACGCAUUCCGUAUAAGGACUAUGAUUACCGUCUUGUAUAUGGUCAAUGUUGUGAAGAGGUUAUCGGGUACAUACCUAUACCAGUUGGAAAAAUCGGACCUCUUCUACUGGAUGGUCGUUCUCAUUACAUUCCUUUGGCUACCACUGAAGGAUGUUUGGUAGCCAGCACAAACCGAGGAUGUCGUGCAAUUUUCCUGGCCGGUGGUAUCAAAAGUGUUGUCUAUAGAGAUCAAAUGACAAGGGCACCUGUUGUCUGGUUUCCAUCAAUUAUUGAUUCAGUGAAAUGUAUUGCAUGGAUUGAUUCAGAUGAAGGAUUCCAAACCUUAAAAUCAGCUUUCGAUAAGACCAGCGCUUAUGUAAACUUAUUAUCAGUUUUUGCUAGUCCAGCCGGUCGAUACGUUCACAUUCGAUUUGCUGCACGUACAGGUGAUGCUAUGGGCAUGAAUAUGGUUAGUAAAGCCACUGACAGUGCUUUGCACUGUCUGCAAAAACAUUUCAAUACCAUGCAGGUGAUCUCUUUAAGUGGGAAUAUGUGUACAGAUAAAAAGCCAGCUACUAUAAAUACAAUUCUUGGCCGUGGUAAAUCUGUUAUUGCUGAAGCACAUCUGCCAGCUGAUGUAUUAGCUCAAGUGUUACAUACUAAUGCACAACGAUUAGCGCGGUUAACUCAUUCCAAAAAUUGGAUUGGAUCUGCAAUGGCCGGUUGUCCUGGUAUGAUGGGAUGUAAUGCUCAUGCAGCAAAUAUUAUUGCCGGAAUGUUUGCAGCUACGGGACAAGAUUUAGCUCAAGUUGUUGAUUCAUCAGCUUGCUUAACACAAUUGGAGGUGGAUUCAUCAGACAACUCACUGGUAGCUAGUGUUACAAUGCCGUGUUUAGAAGUUGGUACGGUCGGUGGUGGUACACGUCUACCGGCCCAACGUGCAUGCCUUGAUUUACUUGAUUUAAGUGUUGAUCGUCCAACUGAACAUUUAUCGCGGAUAAUCGCUGGGACUGUACUUGCGGCAGAGCUUAGUUUAAUGGCAGCCUUAGACACAGAUGAUUUAGUGAAAGCACAUAUGCACUUCAAUCGAGCCAAGCAGCCUACAUCCCCUAAUUCUUGUAGUCAUUCUACGACUACUAUUACUACUACUACUACCGUUACUAAUAAUGAUAAUGAUAAUAGUAGCAACAAUAACAUUCAUAAUAUUUAUGACAAUGCUCACUCUUCAAAAAGCCUUGUUAAUGAUAAUUCAGAUAUACGCGAGUCUGUUCAUUCUAUACAUGCGAAACCAUUUCCUGUUAGAAGUGAUUUAUCUAUAAAUUCGGAGAUAUCCCAUUAUACUAUGUAACAUGUAUAUAUAUAUGGACACUUUUAAAACACCCUUGUAUAUCAUAUUAAGCUUUAGAUUAAAAGUUCACAAUUAGAUUGUAUAUUCGAAUCAUUAUUAGAUACUUACUGAAUUUUCCCAUAUUCUUUUUCCCACUAUACCUCUGUACGUUCGAUAAAAAUAAACUAGGUAUACAUCAGUUUUUUAUUCUCAGGCUAUUUAUACUACUUAAGUCAUCUGCAUUUUCGAACAAGAAAAAUAUCGGGUAAUCACUAAUUUUCUUUUGGAUCAUUACCGCACGCAUAUUUCUCUUACUGCUUUAAGAUCCAUAGUACUACUGUUCACUUUGUUAAUCUGUAGCUUAGGUUUAAGUCAAUCAUGAAGUUGGAAUAUAUUAUAAAUGUAACUGUAGCACAUGAAACUGACAAAACGAUAUACAGACCUUGUCAUUAAACGAUUUAUGAAUCACUGACGUCUCAGAUUCAGAUUUCCCAUCAAAGGUGCUUGUGAUUCCAUAUUUUAUAAUUUAUUUUUUGACAUAAAUGUGUUUAUAUUAUGAUAAGUAUCUUAGGGAAAAUACUAUCGUCGAACCAACAGCUACUAUCGUGAAAACAGUUCAUUAUGAGUUAUCAUGUAUUGACGACUUAUAGCUGUAUAGACAUAAUCUAUUUGUCACUUGUUCGUCACUGUAGCAGUUACUUAAAUCUCAUAAACAUGUAUAGAUUAUGAUUGUUUCUAUUUGUUCAUCAGUCUACUUCGAACUCUUCCGAAAUUAGUAAUGAAGUUAUAA